This is a messenger RNA of Panicum virgatum (switchgrass), 1684 nucleotides long. Its product is annotated as beta-glucuronosyltransferase GlcAT14A-like. Lineage: Eukaryota; Viridiplantae; Streptophyta; Magnoliopsida; Poales; Poaceae. Gene Ontology annotation, molecular function: glucuronosyltransferase activity. Gene Ontology annotation, cellular component: membrane. The transcript has 4 exons. Bases 266 to 1537 code for a protein of 423 amino acids. The record is from RefSeq and is a predicted model, not a curated record.
UUCUCCCGAAUGGUCGAGGCAAUCGCCCCACGCGGCCACGCCACUCCCUCCUCCGGCUCGUCCCCUCCACUGCUGCUCUGCUCGCAGGCGGUAGAUAGAUCCGGCCGGCCUCACAGUACGAGUACGGCUCGCCAUUGACGACUCACUCGCUACAAGCAAGCAAGCAACGCCGAUCGAUCGAGAGGGCCAAGAGACUGAUUGGUUGGUUGGUUGGUGGGUGGGUGGGGGGAGGGAAAGCGGCGAGAGCGGCGGGAUUGAUGCGCGCAUGGCGCUGCGGGCGCGGGUGAUGGGGCCGCGGGAGCUGCUGCUGCUCUCCGCGGCCUUCACGGCGCUCCUCGUCGCCUCCAUCCUCCUCCUCCCGUCGCUCCUCCUCGGGGCGGGCGGCGCGGGGCCCGGCCUCUUCCCGUCGUCCCCCGCCGCCGGCGACGAGCAGCCGCCGCGGUACCCGGUCUCGUUCGCGUACCUCAUCUCGGCGUCCUCGGGGGACGCGGCCCGCGCGGCGCGCCUGCUGGCGGCGCUCUACCACCCGGCCAACACCUACCUGCUGCACCUCGACCGGGAGGCCCCCGCCGGGGAGCACCGCCGGCUGGCGGAGCUGGUGUCCGCGCGGGCCGUGUACGCGCGCGCCGGCAACGUGUGGGUCGUCGGCCGCCCCAACCUCGUCACCUACCGGGGCCCCACCAUGCUCACCACCACGCUGCACGCCGUCGCGCUGCUGCUCCGCCUGCGCCGCCGCUGGGACUGGUUCGUCAACCUCAGCGCGUCCGACUACCCGCUCGUCACCCAGGACGCUUGCUUGCUUCCAGACAUGAUGGAGGCGUUCGCCGGGCUGCCCAGGGACCUCAACUUCAUCCAGCACACCAGCCAUCUCGGGUGGAAGAUAAAGAAGCGGGCGCGGCCGGUGAUCCUGGACACGGCGCUGUACGAGGACGGGCGGGCGGAGCUCAUCCGCCCGGUGAACAUCACCACCAACCUCCGGAGGUUGCCCACGGCCUUCAAGCUCUACACAGGGUCGGCGUGGACGAUGCUGUCGCGUCCCUUCGCGGAGUACGUGACCAUGGGGUGGGACAACCUGCCCCGGACCCUCCUCCUCUACCACGCCAACAUCAUCUCCUCGCCGGAGUUCUACUUCCAGACGGUGGCCUGCAACUCGCGGCGGUUCCGCAACGCCACCGUGAACCACGACCUGCACUUCAUCCGGUGGGACAACCCGCCCAAGCAGCACCCGCUGCACCUCACCGCCAGGGACUACCGCCGGAUGCUGCUCAGCGGCGCCCCCUUCGCGCGCAAGUUCCGGGAGGGCGACCCGGUGCUGGACCGGAUCGACCGGGACAUCCUGCGCCGGCGGGGGCCCGCCCAGUUCGCCUACGGCGGGUGGUGCGCCGGGGACGGGGACGCCGUCGCGGCGCUGUGCGGCAACCCACAGGAGCCCGGGAGGAAGGGGGCCGUCAGGGCCGGCGCCGGGUCGCGCCGGCUCAAGGUGCUGCUGGGCAAGGCGCUCGCCCCGGGGAACCUACGGAGAAAGCAGUGUAGGUGAAAGAAACUGUUUGGAAUGGGCUUUUUUUAUUUAGGAAGAAGUCGAUUUUUAACCAUCUAACUAUUGUUCAAGUUUAGAUUUGACCAUCGAACCGCAAAACCAAAAAUGUUUGGCCACUCAACUCUUAAAACCGUUCAUUUUUUGUCA